AUGAGAUUCUAUAGUUUAAAUAAAAUCGUUAGACCAACCAAUACAAGAUUAUUAUUGGCCACCAAAUCUACCCAAAGUGUAUGGAGAUCCAAUGUAUACGCUGGCUCUAAUAUCAGAAUGAGAUUCUAUUCAGUAGAAGCCCAGAAAAAUGAAGAAGCCAAAGAGGAAAACCAAGAUGUCAAGGAAGACAAUUCUUCAUUAAAUGAAGAUCAAAAGAAAGUUAAAGAAUUAGAAUCGAAAUUAGAAGAAAAAACCAAAGAAAAUGUUGAAUUGAGAGACCGUCUUUUAAGAUCGAUUGCUGAUUUCAGAAACUUACAACAAGUCACCAAGAAGGAUAUUCAAAACGCUAAAGAUUUCGCCCUACAAAAGUUUGCCAAGGAUCUUUUAGAAUCUGUUGAUAAUUUCGGCCAUGCUUUGAAAGCUUUCAAAGAAGAUGAUUUAUCUAAAAACCAAGAAAUCAAUGAUCUAUAUACCGGUGUCAAGAUGACUCGUGAUGUCUUUGAAAAGACUUUGAAAAAACAUGGUAUCGAACAAUUGAACCCAUUGGGUGAAGAGUUUGAUCCAAACAAACACGAAGCCACUUUCGAAUUACCACAACCAGAUAAAGAACCUGGUACUGUUUUCCAUGUCCAACAGAUUGGGUUCACUUUAAACAAUAGAGUUUUAAGACCUGCUAAGGUCGGUAUUGUUAAGGAUUCUAAAUAG
Messenger RNA from Henningerozyma blattae CBS 6284, 705 nucleotides. RefSeq names its product mitochondrial nucleotide exchange factor MGE1 (gene MGE1). The transcript has a single exon. Gene Ontology annotation, cellular component: PAM complex, Tim23 associated import motor. Gene Ontology annotation, biological process: protein folding; protein import into mitochondrial matrix. Gene Ontology annotation, molecular function: protein homodimerization activity; protein-folding chaperone binding; adenyl-nucleotide exchange factor activity. Lineage: Eukaryota; Fungi; Ascomycota; Saccharomycetes; Saccharomycetales; Saccharomycetaceae. The record is from RefSeq and is a predicted model, not a curated record. The coding region runs from base 1 to 705 and encodes 234 amino acids.